AUGUCGAACAGCAGAUCAUACUUCGCCGGCGGGCAGGACAACGGCAACGGCAACGACGACCAGCCAUACGGCGGAUACGGUGGCGGGCAGCAGUAUGAAGCAACCGGCGGCAAGAAACGCGGGUCCUCGAGGCUGAAGAAGGGCAGCGGCAGCAAGAAGGACGCCGACGCCGAGGACGACUACCCCAAGUACGCCGACAACAACAACGAGGCCGACGACAACCGCUACAACAGGCCGAACGGCAACUACAACGGCGGCGGCAACCACUACAGCGGCGGCGGCUACGGGAACAGCUCUCCGUACGGCGGUGGCGGCUACGGCAACGGCGCUCCCUACGGCGGCGACGGCGGCUACGCACCGUACAACAACGCUCCCGCCGCCUUCUGGGCUCCCCAGGACGGCACCAGGUCGCCCAUGUUUAUCAGCACCAGGGAGGUGCACGUGUACGGCGUGCCUGGUGGGUACGACAACGAUAACAACAACAACGACGACCACCAGCAGAGGAGGAGAGGCGGCGGGUUCUUCGGCCCGGCGUUCCAUGCCGUCGGCCACUUAUUCGACCGCAAGUUCGGUUUCAACGACAAGGACUGA
Miscanthus lutarioriparius is the source of this 591-nucleotide messenger RNA. Lineage: Eukaryota; Viridiplantae; Streptophyta; Magnoliopsida; Poales; Poaceae. The record is from the annotation of a GenBank genome assembly.